Puccinia graminis f. sp. tritici CRL 75-36-700-3 is the source of this 354-nucleotide messenger RNA. RefSeq lists its product as uncharacterized. Lineage: Eukaryota; Fungi; Basidiomycota; Pucciniomycetes; Pucciniales; Pucciniaceae. The record is from RefSeq and is a predicted model, not a curated record. The transcript has 2 exons. The coding region runs from base 1 to 354 and encodes 117 amino acids.
AUGCACCAAUGGAACAUUCAAGUCCAGUUCAACUUCUCUGAAGUGCGUAACACUUCAACACAUGUCAAUGUGAACGCGCAAGCACAUGUCCAAGGUGACACAAUCUCCCCGAAAAACGAAUUGACUUAUGGUAAAUAUGCUGUGAUCAUUAAGGAUAAGAACAUGUACAUCGGAAAGAUUCUUGCAGCUUAUGAGCACUUUCAGGUAAACACCAAUGAGUUGCUAGCUCUACUAGCCAAGCCAAGCUCUCUUACAUUUCAGUCCAGCUCUUCUUAUAUCGAUCUUGCAUCCCAUUGGCCGCCGGAUUUUACGACUCAUCUCCUGAUUCUCAAAUUUUUGCGCACCUUAAAAUAG